Messenger RNA from Mytilus californianus (California mussel), 884 nucleotides. RefSeq names its product cell death abnormality protein 1-like. The transcript has 6 exons. The coding region runs from base 213 to 884 and encodes 223 amino acids. Lineage: Eukaryota; Metazoa; Mollusca; Bivalvia; Mytilida; Mytilidae. Gene Ontology annotation, molecular function: signaling receptor binding; endopeptidase activity. The record is from RefSeq and is a predicted model, not a curated record.
CAGCUGGACGGUUUGGGAACACCUGUGAAUAUGAAUGUCAUUGUGCAGAUCAAAGCGAGGCUUGUGAAAGUGUCAAUGGAAAUUGUUCCAGUGGAUGUGCUCAAGGAUGGGGUGGUUCUAACUGUCAGAAACAAAUCGAAUUGUCAAGCUUGUCAGAAGUAUGUCCGGAUGGAAAGUUUGGUUAUAAAUGUAUUUACCGAUGUCGAUGUUACAUGAACCAAGCAUGCAAUAAAAAGACAGGAAAAUGCCCUGGAGGAAGGUGUGCGGAGGGAUUUUGGGGACCACGAUGUCAGCUUUCAAACAACUGCUUUUACAAUGGACAAGCCAUCAGUUAUAUGGGAACAGAAUCAGUGACUGAAUAUAAUGACACCUGUCAGAGAUGGGAAACCCAGGAACCGCAUAGUCAUGAUUAUAAAGUAACAGAUUUUCCAGAGCAGACGAUGCCAGAAAAUUACUGCCGAACUACCCCAGACUAUUUUCGACCCUGGUGUUUCACAACCAACGAAACCGUGAGAUGGGACGAUUGUUAUAUAACCAAUUGCAACUGUGCAGCUGGACGGUUUGGGAACAACUGUGAAUAUGAAUGUCAUUGUGAAGAUCAAAGUGAGGCUUGUGAAAGUAUCAUUGGAAAGUGUUCCAGUGGAUGUGCUCAAGGAUGGGAUGGUUUUAACUGUCAGAAACCGGUAUUUCCAGAUAUUAAAGUACGACCUACUGGAGACAGCUACACCAGCUACAAUGAGACCAACUCAGGAGAUCAUGUGAUACCCACGGGACACAACUUUACUAUAGAAUGUCAUGGUGCAUAUCCUUCAAAGCUUAUAGUUUUACGUAGAAGUAAAGUCAGUGAAAUGACUUCAAUUACCAAAACACUGAUUGGAUACUGA